AUGCUGGAUGAAGAACCCCGCAUUGCAUUUCCACCUACCAACUUUGAUCUGCAUCAUCCAGACGUCCAGAAGUUCAAGCCCACGGCUUUGAAGCUUGCGAGACAAGUGCGACACAGAGGCCCUGAUUGGAGUGGAAGUGUCAUUUGCAAGAACACAAUCCUCUGCCAUGAGCGAUUGAGCAUCGUUGGUGUGGAGUCCGGCGCACAGCCACUCACCAACGCCGAUGGAAGCAUCGUUCUCGCUGUCAACGGCGAAAUCUACAACCACAGGCUGAUUCGAAAAAACCUGAAGAAGCCCUAUCACUUCAAGACCACGUCCGAUUGCGAGGUUAUCAUUCCCUUAUAUCUCGAAUAUGGCCUUGACGCGCCGAAGUACCUCGAUGGCAUGUUCUCUUUCGUGCUUUACGACAAGAACCUCGACCGAACGAUUGCCGCCCGUGAUCCGAUCGGUAUCACCACUUUUUACCAGGGAUGGAGUUCAAAAGAGCCUGAAGCAACAACGUACUUCGCCUCUGAACUGAAGUGCCUCGAGAGUGUCUGUGACAAGAUUCGCGCAUUUCCUCCCGGCCAUGUCUACGACACCCAGACCAAGGAGACUACCCGUUAUUUCCAGCCCACCUGGUGGGAAAACUCGAGAAUUCCCGAGACACCGCUGGACUUGAAACUGGUUCGCGAGACACUCGAGAAGUCGGUCAGGAAACGAUUGAUGGCUGAGGUUCCUUAUGGAGUUUUGUUGUCUGGUGGAUUAGAUUCGAGUCUAGUUGCGGCCAUCGCCCAGCGAGAGACCAUGAGACUCAAGAAAGCUGCUUUGGCUGCCAACGGCCAGGUUACAGACGUUGUAGAGGAUGCUGACAAAGGAGAGGGUCUCGUCGGUAUUGAUGACGAGAACAAACUGUCGACUGUUACGUACCUGCCGCAACUCAACUCAUUUUCCAUUGGCUUGCCUGGGUCACCAGAUAACGAAGCUGCUCUCAAAGUCGCCAAAUUUCUAGGAACAAAACACCACGUCAUGACCUUUACUAUCGACGAUGGUCUCAACGCGCUCUCCGAUGUCAUUUACCAUCUUGAGACGUACGAUGUAACAACCAUUCGAGCUUCCACGCCCAUGUACCUGCUAUCACGGAAGAUCAAGGCCAUGGGUGUCAAAAUGGUGCUCAGUGGUGAGGGAAGUGACGAGAUUUUUGGUGGAUACCUUUACUUCCAUGCGGCCCCUGACAAGAAGGCUUUCCACGAGGAGACUGUGCGAAGGGUAAAGAACCUGCACCUGGCUGACUGCUUGCGAGCCAACAAAUCCACAUCGGCUUGGGGUCUCGAGGCUCGUGUGCCUUUCCUUGACAAGGAGUUCCUGGAAGUCUGCAUGAACAUCGAUCCCCAGGAGAAGAUGAUCACAAAGGAGCGUAUCGAGAAGUGGAUUUUGAGAAAAGCAUUCGACACUUCGGAUCAACCUGAUGCCGAGCCGUACUUACCAGACGAGAUCCUCUGGAGACAGAAGGAGCAGUUCUCCGAUGGUGUGGGCUACGGCUGGAUCGAUGCCCUCAAAGACAACGCCGAACUCCAUGUGACAGACGAGAUGAUGAAGAACCCUAAGCCCGAGUGGGGUAACGACAUUCCUGAUACUAAGGAGGCAUACUGGUACCGCACCAUGUUCGAUGAACACUUCGGUCCUCACUGCGCUUCGACAGUGAUGCGAUGGACGCCAACUUGGUCCAACCAGACCGAUCCCAGCGGAAGAGCCAUCUCCAUUCACAACCAGAAAUACAAGAGCGCAGAGUAA
This is a messenger RNA of Xylaria bambusicola, 1773 nucleotides long. RefSeq names its product asparagine synthase. The record is from RefSeq and is a predicted model, not a curated record. Gene Ontology annotation, cellular component: cytosol. Bases 1 to 1773 code for a protein of 590 amino acids. NCBI's taxonomy places the organism in Eukaryota, Fungi, Ascomycota, Sordariomycetes, Xylariales, Xylariaceae. The transcript is spliced from 10 exons. Gene Ontology annotation, molecular function: asparagine synthase (glutamine-hydrolyzing) activity.